Canariomyces notabilis is the source of this 954-nucleotide messenger RNA. RefSeq names its product SYF2-domain-containing protein. The transcript has a single exon. Gene Ontology annotation, cellular component: Prp19 complex; post-mRNA release spliceosomal complex; catalytic step 2 spliceosome. Bases 1 to 954 code for a protein of 317 amino acids. The record is from RefSeq and is a predicted model, not a curated record. NCBI's taxonomy places the organism in Eukaryota, Fungi, Ascomycota, Sordariomycetes, Sordariales, Chaetomiaceae.
AUGCCCCCAGCAAAGAAGAGAAAGACUGCGCCCUCUGCGCAGGUACCAGAAAAGCAAGCUGAAAGGGACCCCAAGGAAGACUCGGCUGCACCCGAGCAACCAGACGCAGAAAAGACAACAGCUGACGACACCAAGUACCCCUCGCCACCACCAGCGAAACCCGAAGCACCGGCUUCUUCUACCACAUCCGCAGCCUCAUCAGCCGCUGCCGCCGCUCAAGAGCGGCUUGCCCGCUUCCGGGCCCUACAAGCCCGCGCCAAGUCCUCCUCGGACCAGAACUUGAAGGAGGCAACCAGAGAAUCCCAGCGCCUCGCAACCGACCCGAGCCAGCUCACAUCACUCAACCGCAAGCACGCCAUCGCGUCACACAAGCUGCUAAAAGCCGACAUUGAGGAAGCGGGCGAGGACUUUGAGCGCAAGCGGGCUUGGGACUGGACCGUCGAGGAGAGCGAGCGGUGGGACAAGCGGAUGCGCAAGAAGGAAGCCCACCGCGACGACACGGCCUUCAAGGACUACGCGCGCGAGAGCGAGAAGGCGUACAAGCGCCAGCUGCGCAACAUGGGCGCCCCCGACCUGGAGCGGUACACACGCGAGAAGAUGGCGGCCAUCGAGAAGGCGGCCGCCGCCGGCACGCUCGACAUUGUCGAGACGGAGGACGGGGAAAUGAUUGCCGUCGACAAGGACGGCACGUUCUUCAGCACCGCCGACUCGACGGCCUUUGCGCAGCACAAGCCGGACAAGGCCGCGGUGGAUAGGCUGGUCGCCGACCUGCGCAAGGCUGAAGAGGCGUCGCUCAAGAAGAGGCGGGAGCGCAUGGCCAAGAAUGGUGACGACGGAGGGGACGUCACGUACAUCAACGAGAAGAACAAGCAGUUCAACCAGAAGCUCGCCCGGUUUUACAACAAGUAUACGGCCGAGAUCCGGGAGAGUUUUGAGCGGGGCACUAUGGUUUGA